Oryzias melastigma (Indian medaka) is the source of this 2776-nucleotide messenger RNA. RefSeq names its product cleavage and polyadenylation specific factor 2 (gene cpsf2). Gene Ontology annotation, biological process: mRNA 3'-end processing by stem-loop binding and cleavage. The record is from RefSeq and is a predicted model, not a curated record. The transcript is spliced from 15 exons. Gene Ontology annotation, cellular component: mRNA cleavage and polyadenylation specificity factor complex. The coding region runs from base 183 to 2549 and encodes 788 amino acids. NCBI's taxonomy places the organism in Eukaryota, Metazoa, Chordata, Actinopteri, Beloniformes, Adrianichthyidae. Gene Ontology annotation, molecular function: RNA binding.
UGGUACAUUCGUUUGACCUGUCACACGUGACGCUGGAGCCAAAAUGUCUGCCCAUUCAAUGUGUUUGUAGCUGCUAGCGAAAAUGUUUUAACGUGGGAAUUGUAGUCAGAUCGUUUACUUUCUUUUCUCAGCGAAGGAUAACUAAAUCAGAUUUUUAUUAAAUGAAUGUCUAGAGAAGAAAAAUGACCUCGAUUAUAAAGCUGACGGCCGUGUCAGGGGUUCAGGAGGAGUCCGCCCUCUGCUACCUCCUUCAGGUGGAUGAAUUUCGCUUCCUCCUGGACUGUGGAUGGGAUGAAAAUUUUUCCAUGGACAUCAUAGAUGCCAUGAAGCGAUAUGUUCAUCAGGUCGAUGCCGUUCUCCUCUCGCAUCCUGACCCCAUUCACCUUGGAGCCCUCCCUUACGCCGUGGGCAAAUUGGGCCUAAACUGCACCAUCUAUGCCACCAUUCCUGUCUACAAGAUGGGUCAGAUGUUCAUGUAUGAUCUGUAUCAGUCCCGAAACAACAGCGAAGACUUCACACUUUUUACCCUGGAUGAUGUGGACAGCGCUUUUGAUAAAAUCCAGCAGUUAAAAUACUCUCAGAUUGUUAAUUUAAAAGGAAAAGGCCACGGUCUUUCCAUCACUCCUCUCCCAGCUGGACACAUGAUUGGAGGAACCAUUUGGAAAAUUGUCAAGGAUGGAGAGGAGGAGAUCGUCUAUGCGGUGGACUUCAACCACAAGAGAGAAAUCCACCUCAACGGCUGCACGUUAGAGAGCAUCAACCGACCGUCGUUACUCAUCACAGACUCCUUCAACGCUGCAUAUGUGCAACCGCGCCGCAAACAAAGAGAUGAGCAGCUGCUCACAAAUGUGAUGGAGACUCUGCGUGGAGACGGUAACGUUCUUAUUGCUGUUGAUACGGCGGGUCGCGUUCUGGAACUGGCUCAGCUUCUGGACCAAAUCUGGAGAACGAAGGAUGCUGGGCUGGGAACUUAUCCACUCGCUCUGCUCAACAACGUCAGCUAUAAUGUGGUGGAGUUCUCCAAAUCUCAGGUGGAGUGGAUGAGUGACAAACUCAUGAGGUGCUUUGAGGACAAGAGAAACAACCCAUUCCAGUUCCGACACUUGAACUUGUGCCACAGCCUGGCAGACCUCGCUCGAGUGCCCAGCCCCAAAGUUGUGCUUUGCAGCCAGCCAGACCUGGAGUCUGGUUUUUCCAGAGAACUCUUCAUCCAAUGGUGUCAAAACAGCAAGAAUUCCAUCAUCCUAACCUAUCGAACUACACCGGGAACACUGGGGCGCUACCUCAUCGACCACCCCGGAGAAAAGAUGCUCGAUCUAGAAGUCAGGAAAAGGGUGAAGCUUGAAGGAAAAGAGUUGGAGGAAUACCUGGAAAAGGAUAAGAUCAAGAAAGAAGCAGCGAAGAAACUUGAACAAGCUAAAGAGGUGGACGUGGAUUCCAGCGACGAGAGCGACAUGGAGGACGACCUGGAUCAGCCGGCCGCGGUGAAAACCAAACACCACGAUCUGAUGAUGAAGAGCGAGGGGAGCCGCAAGGGCAGCUUCUUCAAACAAGCCAAGAAAGCGUAUCCGAUGUUUCCCACGCACGAGGAGAGAAUCAAGUGGGACGAAUACGGAGAAAUCAUCAGGCUUGAGGACUUCCUGGUUCCGGAACUACAAGCCGCCGAAGAUGAAAAGAGCAAACUGGACUCUGGAAUGACGAAUGGAGACGAACCCAUGGAUCAGGAUCUGUCCGUUGUUCCCACUAAAUGUGUUUCCAACAUGGAAAAUCUAGAAAUAAGAGCUCGGAUCACCUACAUAGACUACGAAGGUCGCUCUGAUGGUGACUCCAUAAAAAAGAUCAUCAAUCAGAUGAAGCCCAGACAGCUUGUUAUCGUUCGCGGGCCUCCAGAAGCCAGUCAGGAUUUGGCUGAGUCCUGCAAGGCCUUCAGCAAAGACAUCAAAGUCUACACGCCCAAGCUGCAGGAAACGGUGGACGCCACCAGCGAGACGCACAUUUACCAGGUGCGGUUGAAAGACUCCCUGGUGAGCUCGCUGCAGUUCUGCAAGGCUAAAGACACGGAGCUGGCGUGGAUCGACGGCGUGCUGGACAUGCGCGUGGUGAAGGUGGACACCGGCGUGAUGCUGGAGGACAGAGUGAAGGAGGAGGAGGAGGAGGACGACGAGGUGCCCAUGGAGACGGCACCGGAGGACGGCAUCGACCACGACGCCACGGCGGUGGCCGCCCAGCGCGCCAUGAAGAACCUGUUCGGGGAGGACGAGAAGGAGGUGUCCGAGGAGAGCGACGUCAUCCCCACGCUGGAGCCGCUUCCUCUGACCGAGAUUCCGGGCCAUCAGGCCGUGUUCAUCAACGAGCCCCGGCUGUCCGACUUCAAGCAGGUCCUGCUGAGAGAGGGCAUCCAGGCCGAGUUUGUGGGAGGAGUGCUGGUGUGUAACAACAUGGUGGCUGUCCGCAGGACGGAGGCCGGACGCAUCGGCUUGGAAGGCUGCCUGUGUGACGACUACUACAAGAUCCGAGAGCUGCUGUAUCAGCAGUACGCUGUCGUAUAGCAGCAGCAGCAGGAGAGGAUAAAGCUGCACAAAACUGCCCCACAAAACACACAAAAAAUAAGACUUUGUACAUUUUCCUCUUGUUUUUUAUUAGUAUUUAGUUUCCAUAAGUCGAGAUGAUUUACCUGUGCAGGAAUCUCUGUGUAAACAGUCUGGAAGACAAAAUUCACCCACAAUUCUUUGGUAUUUGAUCCGUUUUGUUUCAUUAAACCUCAUUUUUCUAUAAA